Agrilus planipennis (emerald ash borer) is the source of this 2645-nucleotide messenger RNA. RefSeq names its product E3 ubiquitin-protein ligase Rnf220-like. The coding region runs from base 618 to 2357 and encodes 579 amino acids. NCBI's taxonomy places the organism in Eukaryota, Metazoa, Arthropoda, Insecta, Coleoptera, Buprestidae. Gene Ontology annotation, molecular function: ubiquitin protein ligase activity; metal ion binding. Gene Ontology annotation, biological process: protein ubiquitination. The transcript has 9 exons. The record is from RefSeq and is a predicted model, not a curated record.
AAUGUUUCCACGUUAUUUAAUAUUUUGUUUAGUUAAGUUCCAUUUGAUUUUGAUGUAAGUAUUCAACAUAAUAAGUGUGUAAUAUCAUAUUUAUCAAUUACCACUAAUUAAACUUUGAAUGACAAUGAAAUUAGGUGAAAAACAGGUAUGGCCGCUUGCCCCUGUUACAAUCUUCAACGGUCGGAAAAGUAGCUAUGUGGAUAUGUAUGGAAAUUUAAAGGUAUUAUUGUUUGAACGAAAAGUGAAAUACCAUUUCCUGAAUUUUGAAAUUGCCCAAAAAUUCUACCAACGCGCCGCAUACAUGUAAUUUCUCGAGUGAGUGAAUAUGCAUAUUAUAGGUAGAUACACGAAAGUAUAUAAGUAAUAAUUAUUAUGUAAAAACUAUGUAGUGGGCGGAGAGCCGUGUAGUCCUCCUAUUUAUCAAGAAUCAGGAGCACGUGGUGCGUGCGCAUGGCAUACAUUGCAACAACGUGUUCUCUAACAGAGUGGGGAUUGCAUCUGUCAGUUGUAACUUGGUUAUCGUGGGGUGAGUGGGAAAUGCCCGUCUCUUGAUUUCGCGAUUCUCUUAGGACUACGCAAAACUAAAGUACUAAAUGGUGUGAAAAAAAGUUACAAACAUGGAUAAUUCGGCAUUUGUUCCGAACACGGGUCACAUGAAUUCCCCCGCUUUAGUUGUCUUCUCCCAAGCAACUGGAGGACUUACCGACGGAUUACGCCUGCAACGUCCUUUUAAUACACAGUUUCAGAUGGGGGAUGCCUCUAAAGAGCUGCACCGACCGUUUACUACAACAACUUUUGGCUUAAGGAACAUAGAAGCCUACGGGGGCCUUCCAGCUCAUAUUCUUAACCACCUUCAGCCGCAGUUUUUACAUCCCGGUUUAACUCUCGGUUCUAGUGCUUUUCGUCCUUUAUCCGAUUUGAAAGCUUUCCCGUCUCCUUCAGCUUUUGCACCCCCGAAGUGCUUAAAAAUAGAAACUAGUGGUGAACACGCGUCCGGUAACCAUGGCUUCUUCUCUCCUUCGGAGGAGAGAUACUUAGGUCCUAGUCCGAGAAUGGAUUCGUGUUCCCCAGCGAGCGCUUCCAUGUCUCCACAGCCACACGUAUCAUUGGGCAGUGUUAAAGAAGAAAGUUUGGACGCGCAGAUAUCUGAGGAUGGAGAAACUCAUCCGCAAAAUGCCGAUAGUGACUCACCAGGAAUACAUGAAGAGAAUAGAGGUUUUCGUAUAGGUCCUCUACUUGCCAGCAGCUUUGUAAGCGGAGCGUACACCCUCUCAGUUCCUGGUAUGCCUCCGACAGCCCACUCUGGCUCCAAGACAAGUCUCCUAUUCGAUAAUGGUCUUUCAGGUAAGAGACGAAAAGAUCCAUCCAGUUGUCCAGUUUGUGGAAUGUCUAUAUCACCGGGCGAUUUAGAAACUCAUUUCAUGAGAGAACUGGAUAGACUUUAUAAAUUAAAUGGUUCAGGAAGUAUUAAUCUGAGAACAAGAAGAAAUGAACCUUCUCGACCUCCUGCUCUACCUGGUGAUAGUGGACCGGAAGGGCGGUGGGAGACAUUUCAACGAAUUAAAACAAAUCGACAAGGAAGGCUCAAACUGAAAAUCAGAAAACGAAAAGCUGAUGAUGGAUGUCCGGUCUGUAUGAGUCACAUUCAUAAAGAUGAAAUUUGUUUAAGAAAAGGCACAUCUAAUGAUGAAGAUGAAACUGUUGAUGUGGAAGGUUAUUCUGAAUUAGAAGAUUGGAAUGAAGUGAGAAAGCGUAACUCGACUUCUGUUAGUGGUAAAAAAAGAAAUUUUACAUCCAUGGCAUUAUUUCUUGACCACCAUUUUUCCACAGCCGACCGAAGCAGUCGCAUGAGUGUUGAAACAGAAACAGAAGACCUUAUUGUAGAUGGUGAUGAACCUGAAGAAUCUACGUUUGGUCCUAAGCAAUAUUCAGAAUCGGAUCUUUCGGAUAAAGCAGAAGAAAAAUCAAAACAGAAAGAAGGGACGCAAUCUCAAGUAGCUACAGUUAAUUCUAGUGGAGAUGUGGAAGUUAAAGUAGAGAGUGGCGGACAGCAGUGUGAUAGUAAUGUUAGCACAUCUGAUGCGGAACCUAGCAGCAGGCUUCAAAUGAUCGAAGAAUUGAGGAGUAGGAUAAGGCAACUGGAAGCUGAAGUAACCACGGAAACUGCCACUAGUACAGAUAUUGAAGAAUACAAGUGUCUAAUCUGUUUGGAACAUUACAAAAAGCCAGUCAUUUCAACUGUUUGUUGGCAUGUUCAUUGUGAAGAAUGUUGGCUGCACACACUCGGAAGCAAGAAAGUUUGUCCUCAGUGUGGAAUGAUAACGUCUCCAUCAGAUCUUCGAAGAAUUUUUAUGUAAUUUGAGUAAAAACUGCGACUAUUAUACAAAAAAUAUAUUUCAGCACCGUACUUUACUCAUUGCACAAUUGUAAUAGUAGCUUAUUGUUAGCCAAACAAUUCAUAAACGUUUAAGAAGGAACGUCUUUGUCAUAACACUGCUUUACUCAAUUUACUUAAAAAUUCGUUAAAGGGUUCGUACCUAUAUUGUACUUAUUUACCUUGUUCCUUGUUAUUUUAAAAACUAAUAUAAUCUUAUGUACAUUUGAUGUAGAUAAUAUGUUAAAAUAAAAUGUAUUAAAAUCUGUGA